GCUUUAUAGUUUCUAGUAGAGAGAUAACAAAUCAAAAAACCAAAUCUCCCCAUCUCCUUCCCUCUUCUUCAAAAACGCACCCUAUUCUUCCCUAUUUGCAUCGCAUUUGUUCUUGAAUCUCUUUGUAUUCUCAGAGUUUCUUAGAGAGAGAGAGAAAGAAAGAGAAUGUUCCAUGCCAAGAAACCCUCUACUAUGAAUUCCCAUGAUAGACCCAUGUGUGUUCAAGGUGACUCUGGUCUUGUCCUAACUACUGACCCUAAACCUCGUCUUCGUUGGACAGUUGAACUUCAUGAACGCUUUGUCGAUGCUGUUACUCAACUUGGAGGACCUGAUAAAGCUACACCAAAGACCAUCAUGAGAGUUAUGGGUGUGAAGGGUCUUACCCUUUACCACCUCAAAAGCCAUCUUCAGAAAUUCAGACUUGGAAAGCAACCUCACAAGGAAUUCAAUGAUCACUCAAUCAAAGAUUCUCCAGCAUUAGAUCUUCAAAGAAAUGCUGGAUCUUCUUCUGUCAUGAUGAGCCGAAGUAUGAACGAGAUGCAAAUGGAGGUGCAGAGAAGAUUGCAUGAACAGUUAGAGGUGCAAAGACAUCUUCAAUUAAGGAUCGAAGCUCAUGGAAAAUACAUGCAAAAUAUGUUGGAGAAAGCUUAUCAAACACUUGCCAGUGAAAAUAUGGCCUCAGGAAGCUACAAAGGCAUUGGAAAUCAAGGAAUUCCUGAUAUGGGUGCUGGGAUGAAAGAUUUUGGUCCUUUAAAUUUCCCACCAUUUCAAGACCUUAACAUUUAUGGAGGUGACCAACUUGAUCUUCAUCAACACAACAUGGAAAGGCCAUCAUCACUUGAUGGGUUCAUGCCAAACAAUGAUAAUAUUUGCUUGGGAAAAAAGAGGUCCAGCCCUUAUGGCGGUAGCGGCAAGAGCCCUUUAAUCUGGCCUGAUGAUCUUCGUUUGCAAGAUCUGGGAUCAGCACCAACCUGUCUUGGACCUCAAGAUGAUCAUCUUUUCAAAGGUGAUCAUCACCAGAUUCAGAUUGAUAGAGGAACUGAUUUGGAUUCCAUAUCUGAUAUUUAUGAAACAAAGCCGCCAGUGAUUCAAGGUGAUCCAAUGUGUGAUAAGAAUGCAAAGCUGGAAAGGCCAUCGCCGAGAAGAGCACCACUUCCCUCUGAUAGGAUGAGCCCUAUGAUGAAUACUACUGGUGGCAUGCCACAAGAGAGAAACUCACCUUUUGGGUGAUGAAACUAAUCUAUUUUGAUCACUUAGAUGUAAGUCAUGACUUGAUGAUGAUAUUAAUUAUGCUCUCGAGUAUGUGAGGUCUAGGGUUUUUGGUAUCCAAAAAGUUGGCAAUUUAUUACACUAGGUCUUCUACUCGAUCUGGUAUGAUCAUAUAAUGCAAUAAUGCCUGGCAAAACCAUCCAGCUAAAUUGCAUUAAUUAAUUAAUUAACUAGUGUUUUUUUAUUUA
This is a messenger RNA of Hevea brasiliensis (rubber tree), 1457 nucleotides long. Its product is annotated as myb family transcription factor IPN2. The record is from RefSeq and is a predicted model, not a curated record. Gene Ontology annotation, molecular function: DNA binding; DNA-binding transcription factor activity. Bases 166 to 1230 code for a protein of 354 amino acids. Lineage: Eukaryota; Viridiplantae; Streptophyta; Magnoliopsida; Malpighiales; Euphorbiaceae. The transcript has 6 exons.